Messenger RNA from Nicotiana attenuata, 2118 nucleotides. RefSeq lists its product as uncharacterized. The transcript has 4 exons. Lineage: Eukaryota; Viridiplantae; Streptophyta; Magnoliopsida; Solanales; Solanaceae. Bases 1 to 2118 code for a protein of 705 amino acids. The record is from RefSeq and is a predicted model, not a curated record.
AUGGUAUUGACUCUAGCAGCUUCUUCUUCUUGGAAAGGAAGGGUUCCUUUUAGGUUCUUUAAUGUAUGGGUUGCUCAUGAAGAUUUCCAUCAGAUUGUGGCAUCUAUCUGGAACUCUUCUAGUAAUUCUGGUUCUCUGAAAGCAACAUGGACUAAGCUUAAAGCAUUGAAAAUCCCUCUGAAGGCUUUGAAUGCUAAGGAUUUCAAGGGCAUUACUCAGAGGAUUGAAAAAGCUAGAUUGGAACUGAAAGAAAUACAAAAGCAACUUGCAAGUACCUAUUCUGAUGGCUUACUACAUAAGGAAAAAAAGACAUUACUCAACCUUGAAAAGUGGUCUCUAAUUGAAGAAAGUGUGUUGCAGCAGAAAGAAAGAGCAAAAUGGAUUCAACUAGGGGAUUUUAACACCAAGUAUUUCACUACAGUUAUGAAAGAAAGAUCACAAAGCAAACAGAUUAGAGAAAUUACAAAUGGCCUAGGUGAUAGGGUAACUGAUUCUGCAGAUAUUAAAAGGGAGAUUCUGGGAUUCUACAAGGCACUCAUGUGCUCAAUAGCUAAAUCUCUUCCUGCUAUAAAUAGCUUAUAUAUGGCUAAUGGUCCUACUCUAUCCCAGCAACAAAAAAUGGAACUAUGUGCAGAAGUAACUGAUCAAGAAAUCUUGGAGAGUCUUAAAGCCAUUGGAGAUGAUAAAGCUCCAGUAAUCGAUGGCUAUAAUGCUGUUUUUUUCAAGAAGGCCUGGAGUAUCAUCAGCAGCCAAGUUAAAGAAGCUAUUAAUGAGUUCUUUUUAACUGCCAAGAUGUAUAAACCAGUGAAUUGCUCCAACAUCAUUCUAGUACCUAAAGUUUCCAAGCCCACCACAGUCAAGGACUACAGACCAAUUGCUUGUUGUUCAAUGCUGUAUAAAAUGAUAUCCAAAAUCUUAGCUGCCAGACUACAAAAGGUCAUGCCAAGUAUAAUAUGUGAAGCCCAAGAUAGUUUUGUUCCUGGCAGAAAGAUAGCUGAUAAUGUGAUGGAGGAGAUUGGCUUUCCUACCAGUUUCAUUAAAUGGACUAUGGAGUGUAUUAAAACAGUUAGCUAUACUGUUCUUUAUUUCUCUCAAUUCUCUGAGGCCUCAGGACUACAAGCUAACCUAGGCAUUCCUCUAUCCACUAAGAAAAUUGCUUUGAUCCAAUGGCAACCUUUAGUUGAUAAAAUCACAGCCAAGAUCUCCUCAUGGACUGCUAAGAAGUUAUCAUAUGCUGGUCGAGUGCAACUAGUUCAAUCUAUGAUUUUUGGCAUCCAAGCCUACUGGGCUCAGUUGUUCAUCCUUCCAGUUAAAGUGAUGAAGAUGAUUGAGGCUAUAUGUAGAAGCUAUAUAUGGUCUGGCAGCAACACUAUCACUAAGAAAGCAUAUGUGUCUUGGGAAAGAAUGUGUACUUCUAAAUCUGCUGGUGGUCUGAACCUCAUCAACCUUCUUCUAUGGAACAAGGCAGCAAUUGCAAAAGUGUGUUGGGAUUUAGCUCAUAAAGAAGACAAGUUUUGGAUCAGAUGGAUUAAUGCCUACUAUGAUAAACAGCAACUGAAGGACAUGCCAAUCCCAAAACAGGCUAGUUGGAUGGUUAGGAGGAUAAGUGCUUCAAGGGAUAUUCUACAACAAGCUCAAAGUUCAAAUGAUCACAUUGGCACCAUCAGACAGCUAUACUUACAGCUAUUAGGAGAUCUACCAAGAGUAAGUUGGAAGAAUUUGCUUUUCCGGAAUUCUGCUCGACCAAAGGCUGUUUUCAACUUAUGGUUACUGCUACAAGGAAGAUUACCUACCAAGGAUAGAUUAGUCAACUGGGGAUUGAGCAUUAACCAACAUUGUGUUCUAUGCCAAGGACAUGUGGAGACAAGAGAUCACCUCUUUUUGUUAUGCUCAUAUACAACAAUGCUGUGGAAACAAGUAAUGAGGUGGAUUCAAGAGGAUCAAUCGAAUAAUCACAAUUGGGAUCAACAUCUUCAAUGGAUCAUCAACAAAGCCAAAGUGAAGUCAAGUAGGGACAGCAUUUUCAGAUUGGUGGUCACUGAAGUUUCAUAUGCAUUAUGGAUGAAAAGGAAUACACAUUUUAUUAUGAAUAUAGAUAUCGUAGCAGUGAAGUGUUAG